AUUGCCGAUACUAGAAGUGAACUAGCUCGUACCAUUUAAACCAUGGCUUUUUCUAAGCAUUGUUUUCUUCUGUCUAUAAUCAUAGCAUUGUCAUUCUCAAGCAUCGAUGUGAGCCUCGCGGCUCGUUACCUUCUGGACACACCAACCGCACCACCCACAGCAUUAACACUGCCUACAAUCCCAUCUCUGCCAAAGCCUACAUUGCCUCCUCUGCCAUCAGUUCCCACACUACCUAAAGCUACAUUGCCACCACUGCCUAGCACUCCUUUGCCAAAAUUGCCGGCUCAACCAACUCUGCCAAAGCCCACAUUGCCACCACUUCCAAGCGCCCAAGUCCCACCUCAGCCAACAUUACCAACCACCACAUUGCCACCAUUGCCUACCAACCCAUUGCCAACACUGCCAAAUCAACCAACUCUUCCAAAGUCCACACUGCCACCAUUGCCAAGCACCCAGGUCCCAACAUUGCCAACCAUGCCCACAGUUCCCAAGGUGACACUACCUCCUCUCCCAGCCAAUCCACUGCCCACCAUCCCAACCACAAUUCCUUCCAUCCCGACCAUUCCGACCACAAUCCCAACAAUUCCUUUCCUCUCCCCACCUCCAUCAAAGUGAAGCACUAUUACGCUAGUCCUUGAGAGUUGAGAUGCCACAUUUCCAUCCUUCUUUCUUCUAGCUUUGCUUGGAUGAUUCUUUGCACCAGUACUGUUUUACUUUUUGUAUACGUUAGAAUGUAUCUGGGUUCUCUUUCUUAGUCUUUUUUACAGGCUUGUUAGUCUAUGAGAUUCAGAUGAAGUUUUAUUUGUGUCAUUUUAGGGGUCGUGGAUAUGUGAGUUUUAGUAUUCUCGUAAUGGUUCUUGUGGUUAUGAAUAUGAUUUCUUAUCAUUUAUGUUAGUAAGGAGCUUUUCUUCGAAA
Messenger RNA from Quercus robur (English oak), 915 nucleotides. Its product is annotated as protein PELPK1-like. The record is from RefSeq and is a predicted model, not a curated record. Bases 43 to 615 code for a protein of 190 amino acids. NCBI's taxonomy places the organism in Eukaryota, Viridiplantae, Streptophyta, Magnoliopsida, Fagales, Fagaceae. The transcript has a single exon.